AUGGCGGCAAAGGCAAAAAUGCAAGCGCGAGCUUGCUGUCGAUUUUACAUUUUGUUGUUUUUAUUAUUUUUGUGUGUUGGUUUCACCCAAUCUUCUACUACAACAGUUCCAAAUACAACAUCGGUGGCGGAUAAUACAACAACAACACCACCUACAACAACGACAACAACUCCAACGACAACUACAACGCCGACGACUACAACACCGACUACUACCACAACAGCCUUGCCUACUCAGCCUCCGUCUCCUGUCGCAAUCAACUCUGAUAUAGGACCUUGUCCAUGUGACCUGACAGCCAAUGCUUGUGAUGUGAGGUGCUGUUGUGAUCCUGAUUGUACAGCGAAUGACAUUGGAGCAUUUUCUUCUUGUAUACCUACUUCUGUCAAUGUUGAUGACCGCUUGUGUGUCCAGUCAGAGCUGUUGCUGCUAGAUAACACACAGUACACCAAGGAAUACACACAGGAUGGACUGUUUUGUGUCUUCUUUGACAACAAUGUACAGAGAAAUUAUUAUGCCAAUCCUGACCUUGUGUCUGAUGAAGCUACAUUUGAUAAUUACUUGUAUCGAUUUGCUGGCACCAACUACCAGCCUGGGGCUGUAGACAAAACUCUAUAUGCCAAUGAGUACAAGAGUGGAGAUCCAGUGUUUGUUAUCUAUCAAAAUCUAGCCAGGGGCUACUUAGGUGUACCUAAGACUGUUGGAUCUACGUUUUGUUCAGAUAGUAAUCCAGCUGCAUUCCUGGAAGAUGAGUCGUCUGAGUGUGUACGAAAUGUGUACACAUUGGAUGCCACUACUUGUGUUAACACAAUCCAAUGGAAGGCUUCCUCCUAUUAUUCUGGGAUCAAAGUUGUCGCUACACCAUACCUGUUCAACUGGAUUGUAAACCAGACAGGAGUGACCAACCCAGCAUUUACUACUGCUGCUCCACCCACCACCACAGACAAUACCACCACGACUCCCUCUGUCCCUACUACACCAAUAGUACUUAUCCCAGUGGACCUGUACAACAACACAUACACAGUUCCAAUAACAGUAGACUCCGUGACGUGUCAGGAUGUGAACGGCCAAGCUUUAACAUGUCCUACCAACAGUCCAGUCGACCCAACCUUUACCAGCAACACCUGUAGUAAUGUCGUACUCGGGGUGGAGUAUAUUCUUGGUUAUGGAAGUGAUAUACCUGAAUUCCUGAUAGACGUACAGCAGGUCGUGACCUCUGCCAGGGUUAAAUUGACUCUGGGAAAUAUUGACCAGACCAGUCUACCAAUCACUCAGAAAUACAGCACUAAAUUUGUAGGAUCAUCCGAGGCAAAUGUGGUGGAAAAGAGUGGAAACCCUGGCUACUUGUUUGGAAAGCCUGUGAGAGCUGGAAUCCGCUACAACAUUGCUGGUAACUCCAGUUUUGCCAUAUCGGAGAGUUUAUAUGACCUCACCCUCGUCAAGUCAACAGGCUCUGGUGACUGUGCUACUGGCUCAGCCAACAGACUUCAGGUGAACUUUGGAGAAGAUGUAAGGACAGGUUGUCUGAUAAGAUUCAACUAUGAAAAUGUGACAGAGUAUUGUACUGCCAUUGAACAACAGAUAAUCAAUGCAUUGGAGGGUUUAGACGGAGUAACUUAUGACCCUGGUAACAGAUCUGUGGCUAUAUUUGGUAACUCUGACCCUCUAGUCACUGGUGAUUGGGUACCUAUCAUCAGGAAUGCACCUACUGCAGCACAGGUGAUCAGUUCCAUGACUGGACCGACCUGUUCUGUGACAACUGGCAUGCAUGUCCAGAUUCUUUACGCAAACAUUGGAGCACUGGUCAACCCACAAAGGAAAAUUCUUGGUGUUCAGUUUAAUUAUGAAGAUCCACAGCUUGUUACAUUCAGGUGUAUUGGCGUGUUUUGUUCUCCUGGAAGCUCUGCCCUCACCCAGUCCGUGGAGAUCAGCCAAUCAGUGACAUUUAUAGAUGUAUCAAAGCCUAGCACUGGCUACGUAGGAGAACCACCUAUCUUCCUCGCCAAACUGCCAUAUGAUUUCUUCUACCCCUUCCUUCAGUCUGCUGGUCAGCAGACAGUCAGCAGCAGUGUGUUACUGACCACACUACUGUGCCUGGUCAAAAUUAUGUUAUAGCAUUGUUUUAAUUUAUGUUGAACACUUACCUAGUAAAUAACUCAUUGGUGUGGAAGAUAAUGUAAACGUGUCAAUUUUUAAAGAACAAAAAAUUUUAUUUUGAAGAUCCAAGAUUACAUGUUUUCUGAUGUUCUGUUUUAAGUAAUUCUUUUCAAUAGUACAGAUGCUAUAUUUGCUAUAGAAACAAAAGAGCAAGCAUUAUCUAAAUAUGGAGAUAUUGAUCAACAGUAUCAUAAAGAGGAUUAAUUAUAAGCAUUUAUAGAUAUUGAGGAAACAGUAAAAGUACGGUUUCUUUGUUGGCCUUGGUGUGGAGAAGGGAUGACUAGAGAUGUUUAUAUGAGAAGGGAUAUUUAUUGAAAUGUGAUUAAUGUAUGAUAUUUGUGUAUGAAUAAGUGUGAAUGAAUGUUAUUCAAAAUUGUAUUAAUCCUUUUAAGAUUAAAAGUUUUUAGUUGGAGUUGUAUCAUAGGCUAGUUCUAUUAGACUGAAAAUUGAAUCUUUGCAUUUCCUUAGAAACACUGUAUACCAGAAUGUAAGAAAGAAUGUUAGACUGUGUACAUUGACGGAAUAAAAAUGUUUUAAAAGAUCUCUUGUAAGACGGAUAUUUAAUACUGUACGAGAGAAACUCACAAAAAUCUUCAUGUAUGAGGGAAUGAAUGUCAAGAGUAACUAUAUUUUUAUACAUAACAGUGUUGAGUGAGUCAGGAUUGAAAGUAAAUUUGAGAGUAUAUUGUAUCAUAGAAAAUGUCGGUGUUUAGUUUUGUAUAUAUAUGUAUUGACUUUGAUAGUUUAAAAUCUCAGUUUUUUUUAUGUUGCUACCUGUGCUAUCAAAGUCUAUCAAAGUGUGAAUUCAUUCACUGUGGGAUAUUGUUCAAUAAUUCUAUUGACAUUUUAAAUAUCAUAUUUUCUUCCCUGAUUAUCAAAUUCAAACAGCUUAAUUACCUAUGCAACUGCAGCAAGCUCUUAUUGCAAAGAAGUUAGGGAGGAUGAAAUAUUUGGUGUAUUUUGGCGUGCUGUUUUUCCACAAAAUUUUAAUACAAAUGAUUUAUAGUUAUACAGCAUAGACAUACAAAAAAUAUUAACCUACUUUUAAUCUGUUUGUCACAUACACACCAAGUUAUACAAGACAAGUUGUCCACAGUUGUGUUGUCUCCCUUGACUAGGUAAUAACCUGUACCAAUAGAUUUCUGUGAUAAAGUGGACAAACAUUCCAUGUACUUCUAGACGACUACACAAUGAUUUGCACAUUUUCGUCAGAAUGAAGCUUAGUUGAUAUUAUUAACUGUUGUAAUAAUGGUGAUGAAGUGAUCGAGGUAAUAUGAUUCUUUAUUUAGUUUGUGCCACUGUUAUAUAUAUAUAUAGCAGUAUUAACGGA
This is a messenger RNA of Ylistrum balloti, 3484 nucleotides long. RefSeq names its product tectonic-2-like. Bases 1 to 2112 code for a protein of 703 amino acids. The record is from RefSeq and is a predicted model, not a curated record. The transcript is spliced from 15 exons. NCBI's taxonomy places the organism in Eukaryota, Metazoa, Mollusca, Bivalvia, Pectinida, Pectinidae. Gene Ontology annotation, biological process: cilium assembly.